GUCUUUAAUGUGUGGAUGCGAAUGAACUUUUUAUGUUGUUGAAGAGCUGUAAAAUCCCUCGAGUCGCAAGUGAAAGGAAUCCAAAUGAUUUCCAUAAAAUUUCUGGGUCGAUUACUUUUUAAUUUGCGUCUCUGACGCUUUGCAGGAAUGUGUUUUUAGCCCGCGAAAGUCGUUUUUCGCCGUGCUGUGAACUGCGACGUCCAUUUCAGGGCAUUGCUGUGGUUCAUCUGGAUUACGAAUUCUUGAUAAAAAAAAUUAUCCAGACUGAAGAAACCCGGCUACGUGCGAUUUUGACCUUCAAAUCCAGCUGAAUUUUUGCUGCGGAUUCGUCGAAAUGGUCAAGACUAAUAAUUUCGAUGACGACGGGAACCUUGAUGUUCGAAAUGUGCUCCCAACUACCUCGAAACGAAAAUCAAGAAGUAUUUAUCGAAAUAUUUCGUCGAUUUCUGGAGAAGCCCGCGAAGAUUCCCCAGCUUCGGUUGAUUUCAGCCGUAUUCUAGAUGCUGUUCGUGUCGGAACUCCGCCAAAGCGUACUCCUCGAACGAGCAAAAUUCUUUCUUCUGCGAAAAAGCAACGCGAUUUAUCUGCAGAACCCAAUUCGGAGAGUGAAGAAGACCCAUUCGCAGACGAUGCGAGUUCCGAUGAUUACGUUCCCGAAGGAAACGACGAUGAUGACGAGGAGUUGGAACCUAGUGAUGAUGAUGAUGAAUCUGGGAAGGCGAAGAAUGAUUCAGACGAAGAAAGUAGCGAUGCAGCGGAUGGAAAACUCGAUCAUAUUUUAUCUGCCAAGAAAAGGAAGAAGAAAGAAGACCAAACCCAACACAGCGUAGAAAUGUCUUCAAAAACGGAGAAAAGACGGACGCCGUAUUGCUUUUCGAAGAAGAAAGUGAAAAUGUCUGGGAAAACUCUCGAGGGCCUGGAAAUGCAGCAGCUGGAUGCAAAUUUCAUAGCGAAAGAAGUUUCCAAGAUGUCCAUAUCAAAUACUCACCCAGUUGAACACGCUGCUCUUACGGAAAAUUUAGAUAUUCAGUUUCUACAAUGGCUAACGUAUAUGAGGUUCGGCUGGAAUAUCCUGUUGACCGGACUGGGUUCGAAACUUCCUGUUCUGACGAAAUUCAAGAAACUUCUGGGCAGAAAGUCAAACAUUGUUCACUUCAACGGGUAUUUACCGCAAGCUGAUGUGAAACUGCUUUUGAAAGCCAUCAUUGAAGGAAUACUGGAAAAAGUUACUCCUUCUGCAUUGGGAGCACAGUUGGACCUCAUAAGAGAAACUUUUGACUCCUCGGCGAAGGAGCAGAAGCUCACCUUUGAUGUCGACGUCUUCAUUAUCAUUCAUGGCCUGGAAAACUGUGUGAAAUCCAGCAUUGCUCGCAUGGAAACCUUUAGGGAUGUGUUGUUGAAAUUGGCUCCCAUGAAAGGGAUUCACAUCCUGGCCGCUGUGGACAAUGUUCAUUACCCUGCACUGUUCACCGUAUCCGAGCAAGAAGCACUCAAUUUCCUCACCGUCAAGAUCCACACUUUUGAGCCGUACCUGAUGGAAACCCGUUGGACUGGAACCGGGGUUUCAGGAAGUAACAAGAAGAGUUCGAGAGGAGGCAUUAAGGGUUCGACUGCUUUUGCUGCCCUGGAACACUUAUUCUGCUCACUGACUAGGAACACCAAGAAGAUCUUCUUUCUGCUCGCCCGACAUCAACUGGAAAGGUCCUCCGGUGGGGAAGAAAUCACUUUCAGUGAGUUUUACCAAAUGUGCCGAGAUGAGAUGUUGGUGACGUCAGAUGCGGCUUUGCGGAAUCAGCUUGUGGAGUUUGUGGACCACGAGUCUAUUUGUUUUGUCAAACGGAAAUCCGAUGGUCAAGAAGGUCUGAGAAUUCCUUUGGAAAAUUCCAUUCUCGAAAAAUUCGUUGAAACGUAUGAUAACGAUGAAAUAUGA
Notodromas monacha is the source of this 1930-nucleotide messenger RNA. NCBI's taxonomy places the organism in Eukaryota, Metazoa, Arthropoda, Ostracoda, Podocopida, Cyprididae. The record is from the annotation of a GenBank genome assembly.